Molecule: messenger RNA, 1411 nt
Organism: Uranotaenia lowii
Lineage: Eukaryota; Metazoa; Arthropoda; Insecta; Diptera; Culicidae
Gene: EloC
Product: elongin-C
Exons: 3
Coding region: 167-517 (116 amino acids)
Biological process (GO): ubiquitin-dependent protein catabolic process
Cellular component (GO): elongin complex
Molecular function (GO): protein-macromolecule adaptor activity
Source: RefSeq, a predicted model, not a curated record
GAGAGUUCAUUUCUGUUUUUCGGUGCGUGUCUGGUUUGGUGGUAAAAUUUUCCCGACUUCCUUCGGUCGAAAAGUUGGGUUUUUCUCGUAGUCUUUCCGGCAGGUAAUCCGUGUUCAGCUUCGGCCUACCUAUUUCGAAGCCCGUUGCCACAGACAAACAGCAGUCAUGGAUUCGGAACGUAUCGGACCAGAACGCAUCUACGGUGGCUGCGAGGGACCGGAUGCCAUGUACCUGAAACUUAUCUCGUCGGAUGGUCAUGAGUUCAUCGUCAAGCGGGAGCACGCUUUGACCUCGGGAACAAUCAAGGCGAUGCUCUCCGGACCGGGCCAGUUCGCCGAGAACGAAGCCAAUGAAGUCAACUUUAGAGAAAUACCAUCACACGUCCUGGAGAAGGUGUGUAUGUACUUCACAUACAAGGUGCGAUACACCAACAGUUCCACCGAAAUUCCCGAGUUUCCGAUCGCACCGGAGAUUGCCCUUGAAUUACUGAUGGCAGCCAAUUUCUUAGAUUGUUAAAAUUAUCAAAGGAAGUGAUUGGAAGAACGAAAACAUCAAACGAUGCAAUGAAAAUUACAACUAAUUAUUGUAUGCCAUUAGGUUUGAACACCCACUGCAAAAAAUCCAGCAGAAGCUAGGAAUGAUUUGUUAUGGAUGAAGCAUUUCGACGGAGUAAUGGGACAAACUAAAAUAUUCAAUUGAUCACUGAUAAGCACCAUCUGGAUGGAAUAAGUUUAGCUACAUGAUCAUACAAAUUUGGAGAUAACUAAUGAGCACAUCCCAAAACUACAACCAAUUUGAAUUAUUUACCCGCAUCAGAAUACUCCAAAAUAAGUCACUUAAGCUUUGUAGAAAACAAACAUAAUAGUGUGUACCAAUAGAUCACAGAAACAAGUACGAAAAAAUAUUCUAACAUACUCCACUAGAAAUCAACAGAAAUGUGCGAAAAAACGCAAAAUACCAUUACCAUUUGAUUCGACUAAUGGAUUAAGCCUAGUAAUUUAUUUGUUGUAUUAGAUGAUUGUCAUUGAUUUUUUUUGUAAUUGGAAAAAAACAUGAAAGAUUAAAAAAUCAAUAAACAAAAACCAAAUCUAACUGUCCCAAGUUUUUUAUGAUCAGCGCGUGGGCAGAUAGUGGAUGUAUGGCUUAUAGCCAACGAUUUGGGCGUUGUAAAAUAAUUUUAAGGAAGGUAACUCGUUACACAUUCGAGCUUGGAUUGGAAUAACUGGGCUGGGAAGAACCCGUUUUGAAAUCAAGAUCAAUUGAGAAAUGUUGUAUUCAGUUAUUGAGAAAAAAAAACGAAUCAACCAUAAUUUCGAGCUAGAAGUGUAAAACACAAUUGGUAUGUGAGUGUGUUGCAGUGCAGAGUUACAUGAAAUAGGAAAAUAAAUUUGAAUUUCAUUGAAUCAAUUA